AUGGUCGCUCGUCGCAUUAUCUCGCCUCCCCCACGGAUCCAGGCUGUAUCAUGCGCAACAUUUCUCUCCCCUCCCCUAGAUGGCUCGCUGCAGCUUGGAGAAAUGAUCGACUGGCACGAGAAAUACUCACCGACUCACCGCAUCUUCUUACAUGCUGACGCCAACUCUCGACCUCGCGCGAUUACUUGGUCAGAGUGUGCUAAAGCAACUCGCACUGCGUCACGUUUGACUAGAGAGCGAAUCUCAUGGAGUGAAAAGAACGGUCGAGUGCCUGUAGUUGCCAUCCUUGCUACCUCCGAUGCCAUACCAUACGCUACAGCUGUGCUGGGUGUUAUACGUGCAAACUACACGGUCUUUCCCAUUUCAAUCCGAAAUUCGCCAGCUGCGGUCGCCCAUCUACUUGGUCAAGUUGGCGUCGACCAUGUUUUGGUUGGACUAGAGCAGGGAUCACAAGAUCUGGCGAACGAAGCGAUUGCAUUGCUCAAGGCACAGAAUCCGAGCGCACGAGAGCCCCAUCUCUCGCCUAUGUUCACCUACGAUGAUCUCUAUUCCCCGUCGUCCGAACCUCCUACAGCUGACGAGCUCCCAUAUGUGUUCCAAGGCCCUGAUGCGCCCGUGCUCAUCUCACAUUCGUCAGGAUCAACUGCGUUCCCUAAGCCCAUCACUUUUUCAAACAGUCGCCUCAUCGAAAUCUUGUUGACCCCUUAUUAUGGCGAGCUCGAUAUUGCAGGUCUGGUCUUUUCUGCCCAUAUGUCGCCUAUGUUUCAUGCCAUGGGCCUAUUCACUUUCUUCUUUUGCUGUUCGUGUGGAAAUAUUCUUGCCGUGUUUACACCGGCAUCACCACCACCAGUCCCUACCUCUGAGACUGUCAUACAUGCAGCAAAAGCCACAGAUAGUACCAUAAUUAUGGCGAUUCCCACAUUUCUGGAGACCUGGUCACGUACUCCCAACUAUGUGAGCUGGCUUGCUACGCGAAAGCUAGUUAUCUUUGGAGGUGGACCUUUAAACAAGGAGGUUGGGGACUUCCUAGUAGCGCAGGGAGUCCCCAUUGUAACUGGCUAUGGGUCAGAUUGGACCCGGCAGUUUAGCAAUAACAACGCUCAACCUGACUGGGAAUAUACACGACUGCAUAGGGCUCUCACGACACACAUGUCGCCCCAAGGAGACAAUACUUUCGAAUUAAUUGUUGUGCAAAACGAGAAGUUCCAUCCAUGUAUUAUCAAUACCAAGGUUGAUGGUGCCGAUGCCUACGCAACGUCAGAUCGCCUUGCGCCACAUCCAACCCUUCCUGGGUAUUGGAAAAUUGUGGGUCGUACAGAUGAUCAAAUCAUGCAUAGUACGGGGGAAAAGACGAACCCUGGUCCUUUAGACAAUAUGGAAACCUUAGAGAGCAUGAUGAUGCAAGACGAACAUAUCGCUGGAUGUGUGAUGUUCGGCCGCGGACGGUUUCAAACAGGCGUGCUUAUCGAACCGGAAGCCGAGUACGCGUUUAAUCCUACCGACGAAACGAAGCUAGCGGAAUUCAGAAAUAUGAUAUGGCCGACAAUGGAAAAGGUCAACGCAUAUGCGCCACAGCACUCAAGGUUAUUCAAGGAAAUGGUCUUGGUGGCCAAUCCUGCGAAGCCAUUUGAACAUACGGCGAAAGGUACCAUACGCCGCACAGCGGUUAUCGCCCAAUACGAAGACGAGAUUAAUGCCGCAUAUAAUCUCGUCGAAGAGAGCUCUCAAAUAAAUAUACCCGCCCCCACCGAAUGGAACGUGGAGACCAGCCGGCAAUUCGUACGUACGAUUAUAAACAAAAUCAUCAAGCACGAGAUAAAGGAUCAUGACGACUUGUUUCAUCACGGUUGUGAUAGCUUACAGGCAACUCGGAUUCGGAAUACGCUCUUGAGGGCGCUUCGUGAUAUCGCGAAGGCAGACAUACGCAAAGUCCCUGGGAAUGCCGUGUACGAACAUCCUACAAUCGGCCAACUCGCGGACUUCGCGCUCAGCAUUGCGCUUGGCACCGUAGAGAACGUCGCGGCCGACGUUGGGGCCCGCAUCGACGCAAUGCAUUCCAUGGUCGUCAAGUAUACGAGAGAAUUCCCUCCACACCAGGCGACAGUCACUGCCGAGAAUAGCGAAGGAGACAUUGUGUUACUCACCGGAUCAACUGGUAGUUUGGGCUGUUACAUCCUAGCCCAGCUCUUGUCAGAUCCCAAGGUCUCCCACGUCUUUGCGUUGAACAGACCGUCUAGAGACCACAUUUCCCUGCACGAGAGACAGAGAUCGGCUCUGAUCAACCGAGGCCUUCCGGACCUUGUCACUUCAGACAGGCUUACACUGGUGGAAGGAGAGCUUGCGGAUGAGGGUUUCGGCAUAUCUGUCGAGCUGUAUGAAGAGAUGCGAGGAUCCGUCACGCAUGUCGUGCAUAACGCAUGGCGCGUCGAUUUCAAAGUUGCGCUUGCGUCUUUCGAGCAGAACGUCCGCGGCUUGCGCCACCUGAUCGACUUGGCACUCACGUCACCUCUCCCAAGGCCUCCACAAGUGCUGUUCACAAGUUCAGUUGGUGUCUUCCAACACGCACGACACGGCGAUGAUCUACCAGAGGCCCCCAUACAAGCAGAGUACGCAGUCGGCACAGGGUACGCAGAGUCGAAAUGGGUUUCCGAACGGAUCCUGUACGAGGCCGCGGCCAGAACCGCGCUCCCCAUCAUGGUCGUUCGCGUCGGGCAAGUCACCGGAGGCCCGGACGGCGCAUGGAACGCACAUGAGUGGUUCCCAUCCCUAGUGCAGAGCGCACCAGUUCUCAAGUGCUUCCCAGAUGACAAGAGGGCAUUUCUUGUGCCUAUAUACUACAUCGCAUGGGGCGUAGCGUGGAUCCAGCUCAACAUCGCGGCGGCUGCACUGACAGAGCUCCGCUAUUCCUCAAGUAUGACGCAUACCGUGCACCUCGUGCAUCCCUGCCCAGCGUCCUGGGGCACGCUCGCAGCGGUGGUCGCGAGAGUGUUUGACGUCCCGCUCGUCCUAUACGUCGAGUGGCUCGCUCGGCUUGAGGCGAUUUUCCAAGCCGUUCCAGGCGCUAUCUUCAACCUGUUUAUAUUAUUUACUUCACGAGUUUACUAG
Fibroporia radiculosa is the source of this 3105-nucleotide messenger RNA. RefSeq lists its product as uncharacterized. The transcript is spliced from 18 exons. NCBI's taxonomy places the organism in Eukaryota, Fungi, Basidiomycota, Agaricomycetes, Polyporales, Fibroporiaceae. The record is from RefSeq and is a predicted model, not a curated record. Gene Ontology annotation, molecular function: phosphopantetheine binding. The coding region runs from base 1 to 3105 and encodes 1034 amino acids.